AUGCAGAAACGCGCGCGGGCCGUCGAGUCGCAGAAGCUGCGCCGCACAAUGAAGGGCCGUGGUGGCCGUAUGACAGAUCCGAUCAGAGACAGCAUCGCCACACCAAUCAUUUAUGUCCGCCUAAUGUUGUUGUGGAUCGGUGUUAUAUCGCUCGAUAUGCUAUGCGGAUUUCGCUUCGAGCUACUCUAUCCAUUUUGGCUCAUUCUACGCACCGGCUAUGAAGCUGUGCACAAAAAUCACAACGCUGUUGUCACGUUGGCGAACCAUAAUACAGCGAAAUUCUCCGUGUUAUUCGUUUGCGUCACGGCGACAUCAGAUUUGAUCUGUUACUUAUUCAUACCAGUGAAAUUUUUGGUGUUUCUUGCCAGCACCUACGUCUGGGUGCAUGUUAUUUGGCAUACGCAUGGUGGCUUCUUGCGGACGUUAUCCGCCAUGAUUCACGAAAAACAAUGUUUCUCUGCUCUAGUUUUUUGGAUAUUCAUUGUAGCGUUUGAGGCGGGAAUACGAUUAAAAUGUUUUCAUCUUGAAAUUGUCGGUUCAGAUGUGCCCUUCCUUCAUUACCUCUGUCAUUUUACAGCAAGCUGUUUACAAACACAAGGAUUGGCACCAGUAAUACCACGGAGUUUAAAUUCAUUUUUCGGUGCGCAUUGUAUAGGAUAUCCACUAGUCAUAAUCUCCUUCAGUUUACGGUACUAUUUCAAGGAAUGGAGAAUUCGUCGCAAGCAGGACGAUGUGUGUCGACGGAACGAGGUUCUUGCGCGAAUGUUGACGGAAGCGUUACCGGCGGUUUAUGAGGGUCCGAAAGACUACUCAGCGAAGAGCGCGUUGCUCGAUGACGGUACGAUGUAUUUCCAAUUUUAAAGCGAUUUGCUUGAAUUAACGAAUGGUGCAGGGCAGGGAAUGUUGAUGCCACCGCCACCGACGUCUGCUACAAAUGGGACUGUUCAUCAUGUACAUUCUACAAAGCGGGCAUCCGGCAAGGUGGCAUCUCUGGGUGGGCGACAACGUGGAUCAGGUCGAACGAAAGCAGCAGCAGCGAUAGCCGCUUCACACAAUCAAAACACGACAUCACUAGCGAAGUCAGGUGGUACUGGGUCAACAACUGGCGGAACUGGAGAGAAACGACGCGAUCGGGAAGAUGAUGAGGAAAGUGAAGGUAUGGAAUGA
Haemonchus placei is the source of this 1167-nucleotide messenger RNA. The record is from the annotation of a GenBank genome assembly. Lineage: Eukaryota; Metazoa; Nematoda; Chromadorea; Rhabditida; Trichostrongylidae.